AUGUAAAAAGGACCAUUAUCCACUCUCUCGUUCAGAAAGAACAUCCAUGUUGUAGUCAUCCAUGCUUUUGUCAGUAUUGCUUUAAGAAAGGCGGGGAUAGGAGGCUGUUCCAGCAUUAUCGUGUAGGAAGAGGGCCACAUAGGCUGUUAUUGUUAUUGAGUAUGAAAGAAAAAGGACUUAACUUCCAAGGGAUGGAAAUAUUGUCAUCUUCACACCCAGUUUGACUACUCUGCCGAUUUGGGCAUGCGCACUGCAUCGGUUCUACUGGGGACGGGAAGACAUCACGGAAAACUCGCUGUACCCGAACCCCACGCUGAGAUUCAGUCUUGGUUGCUGUGUACCACGACUACCGAGUACCAUGUUUGAUACAUCGUUGAAGUCGGGGACUACUUGACACCCUGGCGAGUUAAGUCGUCGCAAAACCGUUAAAAUACCGUAUGGGAACAGUAUGCGGGAAAUGGUUGGAGGUUGCUGCGUGUGUUCCGAUGAGCGAGGCUGGGCUGAGAAUCCUCUUGUGUACUGUGAUGGGCACGGGUGCAGCGUUGCUGUGCACCAGGCAUGCUAUGGCAUCGUCCAGGUACCUACUGGACCAUGGUUCUGUAGGAAGUGUGAGUCUCAGGAGAGAGCUGCAAGAGUGAGAUGUGAGCUGUGCCCCCACAAAGAUGGCGCCCUCAAGAGGACAGACAGUGGAGGCUGGGCCCAUGUGGUGUGUGCACUCUACAUACCUGAAGUACAGUUUGCCAACGUUCUCACCAUGGAGCCCAUCGUCUUGCAGUACGUCCCUCACGAGAGAUACAUCAAGACGUGUUACAUCUGCGAAGACCACGGGAGGGAGAGCAAGGCCGCCUGCGGAGCCUGCAUGACCUGCAACCGCCAGGGCUGUCGACAGGCCUUCCACGUCACCUGUGCCCAGAUGGCCGGCCUGCUGUGCGAAGAGGAAGGCCCCGAGGCCGACAAUGUCAAGUACUGUGGCUACUGCAAACACCACUACAGCAAGAUGCAGAAAAAGAUGCGCUCCAGCGGGGAGAACGCAGAACGCAGUUCCUUCAGCCAUUCUAGGGGGCACUCCGCGUCCCCUGCCCAGGAAAAACACGGCUCCCACCACCACAGACCCAGGAAGAGUCACAAGGACAAGAUGAGGCAGAAAGAGUGGCAUAAGAAGUCCUCUGACGGUCUGGGGUCGGCACUCACCAGCAGCGUGGACAAGUUGUCGUCUGGUCACCACAGCACCAAGGAAAACGAGGGCAAGCUGAAAAAGCCGAGCUCUCACAGCCAGCUGGGUCACCGCAGUAAGAAGAUAGGAAGCAUUGGCAAGAGCUGCUCCUCUUCUUCCUGCUCCUCCAGUCCUUUCAACACAGGCGGCGGCUCCCUGUCCUCAGCUCAAGACUUCCUCUCUUUUUCCUCAUCCUCUCGCCUGGAGCGUGACCACGACCGAGGAGGGGAUGAGCACGGAGACGAGGAGCACCGCAGUGAGCGGACCCGACGAAGAGCGCCGGAGGAAAAUGACGACGAGGAGGAGGAGGAAAAGGAAGAGGAGAAAGAGGACGAUGAAGAAGAAGAGGAAGCAGACACCAGCAAAUACCACAAGAAGGCUUCUUUGCAGCCCCCAGCCCUGACCCCCAUUGAUGGCCUCCACGGAGGGUCGUCGAAGGGUCAUGAGAGGUCAGAGGGCGAGGCCAGCUCCUUCGAGACCAAAGUCACCAUCUCCACCUUUGGGUCUAUCAUGCGCAUCACUUCAUCUUCGGGAGGGCUUGGCGGCUCCAGCACCAAGCUGCGCAAAAUCUCCUCUUCCUCGGGGGACCACAAGCCUUCCAAGGCCCUGUCCAAGCCCCCGCACCUAACCACACCCCCUAUAUUGGAGGAGGCGGACCUAGAUGAGAGCCGGGCCACGCCCCCGCCCCCGCUGCCCCACAGGGAGAGGAGGCACCGCGGCAACAAGAAGAGCCGCCACGGACCGGGUCGCCCACGGGGGAGCAAGAACCGGGACAGGACGGAGAGGAGGGAUGAGGAGCACCACCACCACUAUCACCACACGACCCCCCCUCACCCCCUGACAUCCUCCUCCUCGCACUUCCCCGGCUCCCCCAGCCUCCCGCACACGGCGCACUCCUCCACCCUGCCCACCUCCUCCCUCUCCUCGUCCUCCUUCCCCUCCUCCUCCACGUCCUGUAGCGUCAGCUUCUCCACAGGCCGCGGUAACACCGCGCUCGGCUCCGGAAUCUAUACUAGUCAGAAGGAGCAUCUCUCUUUGGGCGGGGGCAUCUGUAGCAGCCCUUUGUCUUUGGGCGGGGGCAUCAGUAACAGCCCGUUGUCUUUGGGCGGGGGCAUCUGUAGCAGCCCGUUGUCUUUGGGCGGGGGCAUCAGUAGCACUGCUCUCUCUUCAGCCCUCCUGCCAUCGCAUGUCUCCACACUGUCACUUCAAGCAGUCAACUCUGCCCCCAACAUGCAGUUGCACCCAUGUUCCAGCUCUUCCUUUGGUCUGAGCUCCUCUCAUCCCUUUGGCCUCUCCAAUGCUUCUGCGCUACUGAACCACACCCAGACACUGCCAGAGUCCAACAUGGACGACUGUCGCUUCCCAUGUCAGGGCAACUCACCGCGGGAAAGUCUCUCUUCGCAGUCUCCCAUGAGUAGUCUGCCCCUGCUGUUUGACCAGAGGGAAGGCGUGGGACCCGGGGUUGGCGGCCGCCCAGAGAACGUCCCUCUGUCCAGCUCGCACAUAGAGCUCCUCCUGGAGAAGCACAGCAACGGAGAGAUGGGAGCCAACAUUGUGGAGAUGCUUCAGUCGCUCCACUCGCUGCAGCAGGAGAACCAGCGUCUCCAGGACCAGAUCCUCAGCCUGACGGCCAAGAAGGAGCGUCUGCAGCUCCUCAACGUGGAGCUGGCCGUGCCGUUCCCCCCGCAGACCCACCGAUCCGCCCAGGGCUUUGCCCCCGCCACCACCCACAACAGUUUCCUGUCCUCGGCACACGACCCCCUCAGCAGCAACAAGAGUCCCCUGUCCAAAAGCUGCUUCCUGAAUGAUACCUCCUUCAUCACCUCAUCUGAGGAGCUCCACUCUGGUAGUCCCUCCCGCAGUAGCUCCUCCCUCUCCUUCCAGAGCACCCCGCCGCCUCAGCAGAGCCCCGGCUCCUUCAACCAACCCCUACUGAACGGCCUGGGUGGGCGGGGUUUGACCGACAGCCUGGGGGGUCAGACUGGCAGCUCCGUGGUGGGCGGGCUCAUGGCGUCCCUGGCAGGAAGUCCCCAGCUGAAUAUGAACGGCUCGCUUGGCAGCCUGAACGGGGUGAUCCAGUUGCCUGGCCAGAACGCCCCCCAGCCCCCCCUGCCCGCCCUGCGGCCCCAGCCUCCCCCUCUUAGCCAGGCCUUGACGCAAGGCCUGCAGCUCCCCAAGAGCAUGAGCCCGUCCUCUCUCCUGUCUGAGCAGCAGAAGCAGCAGCAGCAGCUGCAACAGUUCCUUGCCUCGCAGCACUUUACACCGGAACAGCAGGCGGUGGUCUACCAGAUGCUCCAGCAGCAGAGACAGAGGGAGCUGCAGCGCCUCACCCCCACCGCCCAGUCCCCCAACCUGGGGGCCUCACCCCUGCAGAGCAGUCAGGGAAACGCCCUUUUCGGCCUGCAGGAGAAUGCCCUUCACAAGCCUGGGGGGAUGGGAGAGAAGGGCAGUGACAAGAAUAGCUAACCUGGCUACUUCACGUCUGUAACUGGCGCGGCCAUGACAGCAGCUAUAGCACGGGGAAAGAAAGGUCAUUGAGCUGUUCCAUCAAAAACUAAGGUCACCUUUUAUCCUCAUCUGAAAGACUCUGAAACUCUUCUACCGUUUGUCUUUUUCCCUUUUUUGAAUGUAUAAUGGCACAGACUUCCUCGGUUAUGUUUUUAUUUCAUGCUUUGAUUUUCUUCUAUUUGAAUGAUUGUUUCUUAUAGGUGUGGGUUGAUUGUGUGUGCGCAUGUAUGUGUGUGUGCGUGUGCGCUCAUGCAUGCGCGUGUGUGUGUGUGUAUAGGCAGCUUUCAGAGAACAUGAAUACAGUGGUCUCUAAUUGAAUUGCACUAAUUUGUUAAAUAGACCAAUGGCAUUCCCUGUUGUAGCAGAGACUGGUCCGGGUUUUAUAUGGUCCAGCAUAGGACUUGGAAAUGCUAAAUCAACCGCUACUCCUGAGGCACUUCCCGUCGAUACGUUUUCCACGCAGUCACUCAGAAGGCAAUCACCACAUCACUUUAAACUACAACGCCCAGAGACCUUCCCGGAAUGCCUGUGGGUAGGACUAACUGUUGACCUGGAAAUAAGUGUGAGUGUUUUGGGUCAAAAUGUCCUUAGACCACCACAGAUCCCUUCACUCUGAUCCCCCAUUGAAGCGAUGAGGCCCUCAUGGAAAUUAUGGAUCCCUCCAAAUGUACUUAUUGAGGAUCAGUUAUUUGCCCUCUCUCUAAACCUCAACUGUCUUCCUCAAGGUCUGUCUUCCUUUCGCUUUCUCCCCUCCCAUGUUUUGUUCAACUACAAUAUUAUUUUCCUGUUGUAUUAUUACCAUGGCUACGGGCUGGCACCAAGUUAUCUGGGGACUGGUGUUGAAAGUGUAGAGUGCCAGCUAUGCCACAGUCCACCACAGAAAUUAUAGAGAAUUUAUUAUUUUUAUUAUUCGUGCUGAUGCCGAGAUUAAUCAAACAAAACCAAACAUUUGAAAAUUGUAAACAUUUAAUAUGUUACAAACUCAUAUUUUUUCCUCAACCCAUGUGCAAAGCAAAUUAGCCAACAACAUUUGGUACUUUCUAUUACUAGACUACUUGUAACAGACCUGUUAGUGACGGAUUUAGUAUGAAUAUUUUGCACUAUAUGCUGAAGUGUUAGUGUUUCAUAUUUGUUUCGGUUGUACAUAUUGUUGUUUUAAUACCUGGAAACGAGUUGUUCUUUUAGCAAUACUGUAUAGUCGUCAAUGCCUUAAUAAUUAUUCUAGUAACUGAGGAAGAACCACAAGCUAAUUAGCCCCAAGGCAGGUUAUCUUCUUUUCUUAGUUUUUUAGUCUUGUUUUUGUACUGGGUACAUUAAAUGUUGUUCCAGAUUUAGGUUAAAGCACUCUUUUAAAUCUUAACAUUUAUACCUUUGAUAGGCAGUUAUAAUGUCAACAAUAGUAAAGUGAACGUCUUUUGAUAAGUCUCUGAUGAGUAAUCUGUAUUUGUCUUAAGAUGCUGUUCAAUGUUCUGGUAUUUAGAAGAAUAGACCAUAAUAGAUGGUGUAACUAUUUUGUCAUAAGAUCUACAUAAUGUUGUCACAGUAACAACCCAGAAGUCAUUCACAGCAUUUGUGACUACGUUCCUAAAACAACCAUGACUCAGCUCAUUAGUGCUUCAUCAGGUUAAUGUUAAGUCAGUUGUCAACAGCUGUUAUUGUCAUUAUUAUUAUUAUUAUUAUUAUUGUUUUUAUAUAUGACGUCCUGUGACAUCAGUUACAUUAUUCUAAUGACAGAAUUAUGUAUGCCUUACGACUGAGAUUAUGAUAUCGUUAUACAGGUUACCAUGCAGAACACAUAGGCAACUCUGGAUGUUUUUUGUUACUUUUUUUUACUGUAUGCUGCUCAUCUUUUUUCUUGUGUGGCACAUAACAGGUCCUUCUCUGGUGGGGUCAAGCUCCUUGACUUACAUAGGCCGUUCUCCCAUGGUUUUUUAAACUCACUGUUUGGCUGAAUUUAGGCUAUUUGUUGUGUUACCUUUUAUUUUAUUAUUUCCUCUUUUAGCUUUGGUAAAAAAAUUAUUUCCAAGUGUGUUUUGGUUCUCUGUUUGCAACAUCUAUAUAGACCUCCCGUACAUGUGAUAUCGGUAAGUAUUAGAACUGUUCUGUUUUUGUAGAUAGUUGUCAGUGAGGGACUUUCAGUGUUGCUAGUUGGUAACAUACUGUAGUGACACAGCUAUAGGACAUGAUAACGUUGAUAAUCCAUGAGCCUAUUAGUCUAUCUUGACUUCCAAAGGAGGUCUGCAGUUGACCAAGUAUGUCCUUAUGAGUUGUUGUACGAUUAAGGUAGAAAUAUAAGAAAUGACACGUCCAAGAGAUUGUUUUGACUGAAAGAGUGCCGCAGAGGAAUCUUAAGGGGAUAUCUUUCCCAUGUUGCACUGGGGCAGUUUGGCCCAAUAAAAUGUUAAUCUUUAAUUUUAUACCUUUUUUUUAUAUAUAAGUACAACUUGUAUAUUUAAAUGUGUUUGUGUACAGACACAUUGGUUUUCUAAACUUUGAUGUUUAGAUAACCAGGAUGAUCUCUUUUAUUAUGUAAUGUAUGUUUUGUGUAUCUUUUAUGUAUUGCAGCAUAUUUAAGCACCUCUUUCUCAAUGAAGUUUGAUGAAAAUGGAACUAACUUCAUGGGACAUAAAAUGCAUGAAAUGCAGUGAAGUCUCUCAAAUCAGUAGCUAAAUACCAAGUUAGACUAUGCAUCAUUUUUAAAUGCAUUGUUUUUAAAAAAAUAUAUAAAAAUUGCAUUUUGAAUGACCACUGCAUAAAAAAAAGGAUAAGCUUUGUUGUCAUUGUACAGAGAGAAUUAAUCAGAAAGGAAUCAGUAGAUAUUAAGAUUUAAUGCCCUGUAAAGUAUUUUGAUAUUUUUGUGUAAAAAUUAAAAGGAAACAAUGAAGUCGACUGAACUUUUACUGUCAAUAAAUGUAUUUUACUGAG
Molecule: messenger RNA, 6646 nt
Organism: Esox lucius (northern pike)
Lineage: Eukaryota; Metazoa; Chordata; Actinopteri; Esociformes; Esocidae
Product: MLLT6, PHD finger containing
Exons: 20
Coding region: 449-3679 (1076 amino acids)
Biological process (GO): regulation of transcription by RNA polymerase II
Cellular component (GO): nucleus
Molecular function (GO): histone binding; nucleosome binding
Source: RefSeq, a predicted model, not a curated record